AUGCCGUCCUCUUCGCCUUUCUCUGCUUCAUUUUUCGAGAGCCUGUUGUACUCGCGACGAGGCACCGGAAAGAACAGGGGCACACGCUCUAUUGCACGCCGCUCCCAGGAGCUUGGAGCACAGCUGUGCGGCCGGCUGUCCCAGGUCGCGCUAGAAGUGAGCUCUGCAGCAUUCAGUCGUACCGCUACCGCUGCUGCUGAAGUCGGCGCGGGAACGCAUGCUAACGGCUCGCCUUUGGUGUCUUCAUUAUCUUCUGCCGCCUCCGCGCCGCUUUCCUUCAUGGCGGAUGUGCACCGUGACCUAUCCGCUCACUACGGCUCCCACACAGUCCGGCGCGGCCUCGCUAAGCCACUCGGCCCAUGCGUGCAUCCGGUCCUUCGCAAAGGCAAUCUUGCUACUCAGCGCGCAGGAGUUCAUAGCCCCCGGUACAUGCGGGUGUGGCUACUACGAUUGGUGCGCCGAUGCUGGUGCCCUCGCUGCGGUGUGUGGCUCAGCAGCGGCAGCGCACCCAAGCCGUCCAAGCUCAAAGCAAGCCGAACCACACUCGCCACAAUCAAGGAGUGCCGCGUGCGGCGUCAGCUUCGCCCCUCACGUCUCUCCAUCACACGCAGACGAUUCAUGCUGUGCUGCCUUCGCUGUCUCGACGCCGCCCAACGCGCGGCGAAGAGAAACGCGACGCUUCCUCGGAUCACCACGGGUGGGCAGCAGGAGAACGACAUCGCAGUCAGAAGCACCGUUGAGAGCGCUUCACUGUCUACACAGCACGCCGCACGGGAGGCGUGCGCUGCAUGGGUUGAGCAAACUUCGGCGGCUGUAUUGACCGAGGCCCGAGUGCCCCGGCGAAACCGUCGCUGCCGCAGGCGCAGCAAACGACGCCGUCGCGGCAGUACGGGAGAGGCUAGGACAGGGGUGAACGAGACCGUGCGCGCCGGCUGUGGCACCAGUGCAGCGGUGCAUCAGCAGAGCACCUUCGCAUCCCAAGUCACCCAAGGGAUCGCUCUCUCGCUGAAACGCAGUACAACGCCAUUGCCUGGCGUUGCGGGCGCUAGAAAGGCGACCAAGGCGUCAGCAGUGAAAGUGUCGACAACUGCUAGCACAGCCCACAAGAGUUUGCGGGGUUUGGUGCCAAGUGGUCCACUGAAGAAAAGCGUGCUGCGAGCCUGUGCCAAGGGGACACCUCCACCAAGCUCAAUGAACUUGCCGGCGACCGCCCCUGUCGCUUGCAGCCCCAGUGCGGCAGUCACGAAGCAUGCAGUGGUGGCUUCAUCGACCGUGCAAAUACGGCCAUCUUUGCCAUCCCAGUUCAUCGACGAUGCACAUGGGCGGCUCGCCCAUCAGCGAUUGGACGCGGAGCAAGCGAAACACCUGCAGAUGAUUCACAAAGCCACAAACAGCGGGGGUACGGCACCCACAACAACGGCCUCAGUCUCGGGCCUGUCGCCAUCACCAACCGACUCGCUGCCGUCUUCAGCGGCCCCUGCUCCACCGGUGCCCUCAGCGCCUGCGAAGGCGAUCGCAUCCACGUCGCGCACAACAGAUGUUGCAAAGAAGGCUGCCCAUCCACCUGCCAAGGCUGCAACCGUGACGAAGAAGCCGGCCGCAGCAAAGAAGAAAUUCAUGGACACCAUGAGCCAGCUCGGAUUCUGA
This is a messenger RNA of Leishmania major strain Friedlin, 1647 nucleotides long. RefSeq lists its product as hypothetical. Lineage: Eukaryota; Euglenozoa; Kinetoplastea; Trypanosomatida; Trypanosomatidae. The coding region runs from base 1 to 1647 and encodes 548 amino acids. The transcript has a single exon. The record is from RefSeq and is a predicted model, not a curated record.